Messenger RNA from Pyrenophora tritici-repentis Pt-1C-BFP, 1521 nucleotides. Its product is annotated as CypX, Cytochrome P450. Gene Ontology annotation, molecular function: iron ion binding; oxidoreductase activity, acting on paired donors, with incorporation or reduction of molecular oxygen, reduced flavin or flavoprotein as one donor, and incorporation of one atom of oxygen; heme binding. NCBI's taxonomy places the organism in Eukaryota, Fungi, Ascomycota, Dothideomycetes, Pleosporales, Pleosporaceae. The record is from RefSeq and is a predicted model, not a curated record.
AUGGCACACUCCCCGCUACUCUUCAUCGUUGCGGGAGCCGCUCUAUCCUACAUGCUAUACACGCGCAUCACACUGUACAUUGCGCGUCGGCGCUUCAUGAAAGAGAAUGGCUGCCAGCCAUGCACGGCACAUUUUCACAAGGACCCAAUCCUUGGACUGGACGUUAUGAAGACCAUGGCCUACAACUGCAAGCACCACAUCACACUGCAAGAGAACAGGAAACGGUUCCAAAAGCUCGGCAACACUUUCCAUAACAGGAUCGUUACCAUGCCUUUUAUCGUCACGUGCGAGCCGGAGAAUAUCAAAACCAUUCUGAGUCUGAAAUUUAAGGAUUACAGCCUGGGUAACAGACAGCAAAACUUCACUCCGCUACUGGGUCACGGCAUUUUCAACGCAGAUGGAGAACGAUGGGCUAACAGCCGUCAUCUCCUUCGCCCCAACUUUGCCAGAGACCAAGUUGCUGAUCUCGAAGCGUUUGAGCGUCAUUUCCAGCUCAUGCUUAGGCAUAUACCACGAGAUGGGUCUACGGUUGAUCUGCAGGAGCUCUUCUUCUGCUUGACCAUGGACACGGCGACGGAAUUCCUCUUCAACCACUCUACAGAAACACUCCGCACACUAGGCCAGGAUGAAACGAAUAACGAAGACGUUAAAUUCAGCAAAGCAUUCAACUAUGCACAAGACGAUAUUGCGACCCGCUUUCGGUACGGAAUCUUCGAUCGGUUUAGGAAGAACGUCGAGGGAAAAGCUGCGAUUAAGACAUGCCAUGCGUAUAUUGAAAAGUUUGUGGACCAUGCCCUCCAGUUCAGACAGGAGCUGGAAUCAGAAAAGAAGUCGGGAGCUGGCAAGGAUGAGAAGUACUACUUCAUCCAGGAAGUGGCGAAGCAGACUACAGACAAGGCAAGGAUAAGGGAGGAACUCAUCAACAUCCUGCUUGCCGGACGCGACACAACAGCCAGUCUGCUCAGCAACAUGUUUUUCCAAAUCGCGAAGAGGCCAGACAUCUAUGCUAAGCUUCGGGAAGAAGUCGCGACGUUGGAGGGACGCACACCAACUUAUUCAGAGUUGAGAGACCUGAAGUAUGUGAAGUGGUGUCUCAACGAAUCACUGCGCACUCACCCUGUUGUUCCCGGGAACUCUCGUUAUGCCACACGCGACACUGUUCUCCCCCGCGGCGGUGGACCUGAUGGUCAAGCGCCGCUCUUCGUGCCCAAGGGAACUACGGUUGGCUACUCGCCAUACACUAUGCACCGACGCCCGGACCUGUUCGGGCCAGACGCAGACGAGUAUAAGCCUGAGCGAUGGGAGACUCUCCGGCCUGGAUGGGAGUACCUACCUUUCAACGGCGGCCCACGCAUAUGCCUCGGCCAACAGUAUGCCCUCACUGAAGCAAGCUACGUCACUGUUCGAUUGGUACAAGAGUUCAAAGAAAUCGAGAGCAGGGACGCCGAUCAAUGGCGAGAGAAAUUGACGCUGACUCUUUGCUCGUUGAACGGUACCAAGGUUGGGCUUACGCCAGCCUAG